GCAGACGAUAGAUGGGUGGGAGGCGAUGGGUGGGAGGGGGCCGCCCGGUGCCCCCUCACGCCAAAUGUACGCUCGCCACGUUCCCCCUACUCAGCUCGAUGAGGUCAGUAGGGAGGGUGACCCAUGUACAUGCUCGUGAUGAUUCCUUGUUGUGUGUGUGUGUGCAGGAUGGUAUGGAUGAGGACGGCCUGGAGGAUGGCCGAAGCGACGAUCUAGAUGAGGUGGAAGGAGGCACACGCGCACACACAUGCCAUGUCAUCCAUGCCCACUCAUGAAUGUGUGUGGUCUGUGUAUGUGUGAAGGGUUCCGUGGCCGAGGACGGCAUGGACGGCGACCAGGGAGAGUGGGGAGAGGAGGAGCUGGCUGUCUGUCUGGCUGUCUGUCUGUCUGUCUGUCUGACAGGAAUGUCGAUUAGAUGGAUGAGCACAGCAGCAGCAAUCAACUCACAUAAAGCUAGGUACGCAGAGCGACUCGCAGACCACCGCCUCUCUGCUGCUGCUCACGGCUGUGUUUGGUUGUCUGUGUGGUUCAGAUCACACAUAAUGGCCAUCCACUGAUUGCCCCUGACCGGACAGCCCGUAUCGUGGCCCCCUGGCUGCUGGCGGCUGCAGCAGGAGGGCGGCUCUUGUGUAGAUGAUGUCCAUACCUGUGCGCUGGCUGGAUCCAUGGUACACAUUCGAUUUGUCUGUGUCUGUGUCUGUCCAUGUGUGAGACCGUUUGCGUGUGUGUGUGUGUGUGAGUGGUGUUCACCUUGAUGCGUUCGUUCAUCGUGUGGUUCAUUCAACCAGUGUGUACA
Vitrella brassicaformis is the source of this 796-nucleotide messenger RNA. Lineage: Eukaryota; Vitrellaceae. The record is from the annotation of a GenBank genome assembly.